AGCAAUGAUAAACUAAUCAAAGCUCAUAUUCUUUGUUUGUAUUCACAUAAUAUUGAUGCCAGUCUUUUGCUUCAGUCUGUUGAUGUAUUAUUUAAUAGCAUUAUUCCAGUCAGAAUUAAUGUAGAAAUAUGUAUCAGUUACGAUUUCACUUUAUUUUUCUAAUACUUUCCUUAGGAAUUCAAAGGUCUUUAGCCUCUCCUGUAUUAGAACCAUCACUAGCAGGAGCGAUCAGCAAGGAAAAUGACGUUUCUCACGCAGUUGAUGACAAUGGAAAUAAAGGCUCUGGACAACACUUGGACUGCCAGGCGGAUUCGGGCUACAUUCAGGAACAAAUCUCACUCAUCACAAAAAUGCUGAACGACGGCAAAAAAGUUGUAGAAACGCAGACGAAGGAUUCGUCAUCAGCUGCUGAUGAAACUAUACUGGUGCUGGGCAAAGCUGGCAGUGGCAAAACCAGUUUGGUCCAGUUCCUGACCGGAAAUCCCAAACUGCAGUCAAAGAAGGUGCUGUCAGAUACCGGCGAAUACAUCAUCGAAGAUGGAGAGAAAAUCGGUACAUCAGUGACUGAGUCGUUCACUCUGUACCCUGAACUUGUCAACUACAAUGCCACCAUCAACUUCUGUGACUCACCAGGUUUCCACGAUUCCAGAAGUUCUGCUCAUGAAAUUGUCUCCAUGGAUGUCAUGAAGUCUGUAACCAGCAGAUUCAAGAAGGUGAAGAUUCUACUCCUCGAAACUCAUGGAUCUCUGCAAUAUGGAUGGAAUAAAGAUUAUUUCAUAAACACUCUUCAUCACUUGAACAAUUUCUUGGUUGAUAUUGAUAGAUAUAAAGAUCACAUCAUGCUUGUUGCAACUAAAAUUCCUUUCAUCUACAGAAUUUCGGAUGAUGGUGACAGUGCAGUACCUGAAUUGAUAACUGAGGAAAUGCAUAUUGAAAGCAUAAUGAAUUACUUGAACCACACAGAAAUAGCUCUAACAGAAAAGCUUAGUGAUAAAAUUGGAAAAAGUAAGCGAGAGUUCUACCAGAAAGUGAUAAAGCUACUACAAAGCCUUCAAACCAGAGAUGAGAAUGGAAAAGCAACUAGAAUCAGUGUAUUCCGUCGUCCAUACAAGCUGGGGCCUCUCGUGAACAUGACAUUGCUUGACAAGAAUGGAGAAACACUCAAAAAAACAAUCAUGAAUUUGGAGGCUGUUGAGGUGAACAAGAAUGACUUUGACUUCACACUGUCCAACGAAGCAAAAAUAUACAUAGAGUGUCUUCUGAAACUGACAAGUGACAACUUCAAACAUAAGAUAAAUGAGCUGUCUUUCAAAUUAAAUCAACUUGUGAUUCAAAAAAUUCAGAACUACACAAGUUUUCACCAAGUGUUGUCAAGCUUGGAAUUAUUCCAUAAUGCUUUGAAGCAACUAUCAGAAAAUCUGGACGAAACCAGAAACUACAAUGAGUUUUUUGAAAAGGUUAAUGGUUUCAUUUCUGAACAGAAAAUAUCUUCACAAAUUAAUUACAAUGAACAGAUUCAUGUACUUGAGAAAUAUGAGGAAAUGUUACUGAAAUUUGUUGACACAAAUUUGGUGUUCAGUCCAUCAUCAUGGACACUUCCCAUUAGACAAGUGAAGAAAUCUGCAAAGGAUGAACUGCAAUGGUACAGGUCUCUCAACAACUUAAUCAGUGGACUAGCCAGCUACAAGACACAGAAAAACAAGACAGAGAUUCACUCAACAAUUUUCCAUGAGGGUUCCAUAGUAACGAAUGAAUUGAUGAAUCUAUUUUUGGACAUGACAGGGAGUACAAAUUUGAAGGUUUUCAUUGACGCACAAAGUGACACCAAAAAAAGGGCAGAGCUUGAGAGUAUCACAAACACCUUACUGAAGCCAAGUAAUAUCACUUGUGAUGCAAAUGGAAGACUCACAGUUAAAGGUUUCCAAAUUCGUUUUUCAGAAAUAAAUUCUGGAGAUUUGGUUCGAUCUCACUGCAACAACAUCACAGUGAAAGACGUUGCUCUCUUAGCUGUUGACACAGUUUAUCUGGAUGAGGACUCUGCGGAUAUUUUCAGAGGAGUGAAUAUGUUUGUAGCAGCCCCCAAGUGGGAAGUGAUAGGACAAAGGAGGAUGGUGCUCAGUGGUCACAAUGGAGCUGAACGUUCUGGUGAUGAGCUUUAUGUGGGUAAUAGCAAAGAUGGAAGGCCAGGACUGCCAGGGGGCAAUGGAGGCACCUUUUUUGGAAUCGGAUUGCAGUUUGUGAAUGGCAAAAGUCUGCUGAUUGAGUCGAAUGGAGGUAGAGGGGGACCAGGGGCUGAUGGAGCAAAAGGAGAGAGAGGUCUUGAUGGGAGGAAUGCAGAUAAAAAAAUAAAAUUGGGUCUCUACAAUCGUAGCUAUGAAUUUGAUAGAGGAGUACAAUCAUUUGAUGUCAAGGACAGACUGACGGACGUCUCUCCUGCUUUCACCCGUUUCAAAAUAAGUUCAUGUUAUAGCUAUAGAGGAUAUCAUACCACAGAUAUCUUUGUAGAAUUUAAAGUGAUUACUGAAGAUGGUGACUGCGGAGCUAAUGGAGAAGCAGGAGGUUUGGGUGGGGAAGCAGGGAUGGGAGGUCUUGCAGGAGACCAACAGCUGAUUGAGUUGGGUGACCCAUCUCAUAUUGGCGUUCAGAAUCAAAAUGGCAGCAGGGGUGCACGUGGCAAUAUGGGAAAAACUGGAGACCGUGGUAAAGAUGGGAUUGGGAUGAUUUGUGUACAGGUAAAAAAUAAAGAUUCAUCUUCAUACUGGGAUUGCAAAUGGACCAACACUACAUCACCAACAUGCAACACUUGCCAAAAACUGGAUGAAGCUGCAGAAAACCGGUACACUACAACAGGAAUUGAACAGCCGGCACCCAAGAAGUCUCCCAACCUCACCUACCACCUACUCGACUACACAGCUUUGCUGGAGACCUACACCAAUCACACAAUUUUCAAAAACAUUGUAACUGAUUUUCGAGAGGCCAUUCAAAGGAAAUACACAUACACUCUGAUUGACUUGGGACUGUUGUUUCAAACAUUCUGAAGGCAUUAUUAUGAUUCAGUUGUAGUUUCACCUAUUUUAAAAUUGAUAACUUCCGAAUUCAAGUGGAGGAGCAAACUAAUGAAACUCAUGCAAGAGUUAUGGGGAACCAGUUGAGCAUGUUCAGCCAAAUUAGAAUAUAUUUAGAACUAUAGUGAGGUCCACGUUAUCUCAACACCUACAUUUUGCGAUAAUCCAUUGUAGCCAUAAUAAAUUUUCAGGCCUUAAGAAAACUAUCCUGUUGGCACGGUACAUAUAAAUAUGACUUAGAAAUUAGGACGAAGAAAGGUAAUAGAGUACUGUACACUAUUUUCCAAUGGCCAACGUAAGUAAAAUUGGCCAACCAACGUGUUAUAAAAUGUUCUGAUCUUUUCAUAAUGGAAGAUGAAUUUGAAACACUCACCAUUAUAAUGGAUUCAGUCAGAGAUAAUAAUACUGUUAGCUCGAUUUGAUGUGAAUUUGAGUUCUUUAAUCAUGUUAAAAUAUGUAGGUCUCAUUUAUUCAUAUAUAGUUGAAUCCACUGUUUUGAUCGAUAAUUUUGAUUUAGAAGUUUGUUCAUUUUUUUACGUUGAGUGCUGUUGUAUUUUGUUGGUAAAAGGUAGACUUAUUGUAAUAAUUGAAAAUGUAAUAAUCAUAGAUAAUAAUAGUAAGCUACAUACUGUAAUAUAUUUCUCAUCAAAAAGAACAUGAUGAUAUCGGAAAUCUUAUAAUAGUAGUCUAUCAAAUAAUAGAGAUACUGUUUGAGAAAUUAGGUAGGCUUACUCAAUUUUUGUGAGUGUUCUUGGAUGUAGUAGACCAAUCAUUAUUGUGUUUAGUAAGCAUUAAUAAAAAAUUAAUUGUAACUAUGGA
Messenger RNA from Nilaparvata lugens (brown planthopper), 3884 nucleotides. RefSeq lists its product as uncharacterized. Lineage: Eukaryota; Metazoa; Arthropoda; Insecta; Hemiptera; Delphacidae. The record is from RefSeq and is a predicted model, not a curated record. The transcript is spliced from 3 exons. The coding region runs from base 129 to 3038 and encodes 969 amino acids.